AUGGCGGUCUGCACAGUCUACACAGCUCAAUCCCUCCACUCGGCGAGCUCGAUCCCCACGCCGCCGAGGUACAAUUUCGGAUCCAGCCGGAGACAGGUCCUCUUCUACACAAAACGAGCCUCCUCCGGCGGCGGACGGAGCAGGACGGCAGAGAUCUAUUGCUCGGCGGAGGGGAAGACGGUGGUGAUCGGGCUUGCGGCGGACUCCGGGUGCGGGAAGAGCACUUUCAUGCGGCGGCUGACGAGCGUGUUCGGCGGGGCGGCGGAGGCGCCGAGGGGCGGGAAUCCGGACUCGAACACGCUGAUAAGCGAGACGACGACGGUGAUCUGCCUGGACGAUUACCACUCACUGGACAGAACCGGACGGAAGGAGAAGGGGGUAACCGCACUGGACCCGAGGGCCAACGAUUUUGACCUUAUGUACCAGCAGGUCAAGGCGGUUAAGGAGGGGGUGCCGGUCCAGAAACCGAUUUAUAACCACGUGACCGGUUUGAUUGACCCGCCCGAGCUGAUUAAACCGCCCAAGAUCUUCGUCAUCGAGGGAUUGCACCCCUUAUACGAUGCACGAGUGAGGGAUCUUUUGGACUUUAGCAUUUACUUGGACAUCAGCAAUGAAGUCAAAUUCGCAUGGAAAAUUCAGAGAGACAUGGCUGAGAGAGGACACAGCCUCGAAAGCAUCAAAGCUAGCAUUGAAGCCCGAAAACCAGAUUUCGAUGCCUAUAUUGACCCACAGAAGCAGUAUGCAGAUGCAGUCAUAGAAGUUUUGCCCACCCAACUCAUCCCAGAUGACAAUGAAGGCAAGUACUUGAGAGUAAGGUUGAUUCAGAAAGAAGGUGUCAAGUUUUUUAACCCGGUUUACCUAUUCGACGAGGGGUCGACCAUCUCAUGGAUACCUUGUGGCCGCAAGCUCACGUGCUCGUACCCCGGCAUCAAGUUCACCUACGGUCCUGACACGUACUAUGGCCACGAGGUCUCGGUUUUGGAGAUGGACGGCCAAUUUGACAGGCUGGACGAGCUCAUAUACGUCGAGAGCCACCUCAGCAACAUCUCCAGCAAAUUCUACGGCGAAGUCACUCAGCAAAUGCUGAAGCACGCAGAUUUCCCGGGCAGCAACAAUGGGACCGGACUUUUUCAGACGAUCAUUGGGUUGAAGAUCAGGGACCUUUACGAGCAGCUUACCUCUAGCAAAACCACAGCUCGUUUGGAGGCCACGAAGGCCUAA
Messenger RNA from Striga hermonthica, 1221 nucleotides. Lineage: Eukaryota; Viridiplantae; Streptophyta; Magnoliopsida; Lamiales; Orobanchaceae. The record is from the annotation of a GenBank genome assembly.